This is a messenger RNA of Cutaneotrichosporon oleaginosum, 1041 nucleotides long. RefSeq lists its product as uncharacterized. Gene Ontology annotation, biological process: carbohydrate metabolic process; glycerol-3-phosphate catabolic process. Gene Ontology annotation, cellular component: nucleus; glycerol-3-phosphate dehydrogenase (FAD) complex; cytosol. The record is from RefSeq and is a predicted model, not a curated record. Gene Ontology annotation, molecular function: glycerol-3-phosphate dehydrogenase [NAD(P)+] activity; protein homodimerization activity; NAD binding. Lineage: Eukaryota; Fungi; Basidiomycota; Tremellomycetes; Trichosporonales; Trichosporonaceae.
AUGACUACUCGCGACAAGGUCUGCAUUAUCGGCUCCGGCAACUGGGGCUCGACCAUAGCCCUCCUGGCCGGCCAGAACGUGCGCAAGCACUCUGAUGCGUUCGAGGAGCGCGUUCCCGUUUGGGUCUUUGAGGAGAUGGUCAACGGCAAGAAGCUCACCGAGAUCAUCAACACCACCCACCAGAACGUCAAGUACCUCCCGGACUAUGAUUUGGGGGACAACGUCGUCGCCAUCCCGGACCUCGCGAAGGCUGUCGAGGGCGCAACGGCGCUCGUCUUCGUCAUGCCUCACCAGUUCCUCGACAAGUGCCUCGACACGAUCGAGGGGCACAUCGCCCCUGGUGCCAAGGCGAUCUCGCUGAUUAAGGGCGUAGACGUUGACGGCGCCGACAUCCACAUAUUCGCGGACGUGAUCCAGGACCGCCUGGGUAUCCGGUGCUCGGCGCUCUCUGGCGCCAACAUUGCCUCCGAGGUCGCGGCCGGCCGCUUCUCCGAGACCACGAUCGGGUAUCGCAAGGGGUUCCAGGAGGACGGAGUGCUGUGGAAGAAGCUGUUUGAGACGCCCAAGUUCAAGGUCCAGCUGAUCGAGGACGUGAGCGGCGUGUCGCUGUGCGGCGCGCUCAAGAACGUCGUGGCCGUCGCGGCGGGGCUGAGUGAUGGUCUCGGCUACGGGAACAACACCAAGUCCGCAAUCAUGCGCAUCGGCCUGAUCGAGACCAAGAACUUCUGCCAGGAGUUCUUCGACGACGUGCUUCCCGAAACGUUCCUCGAGGAGUCGGCGGGCGUCGCCGACCUCAUCACGUCGUGCCUCGGCGGGCGCAAUAGAAAGACGGCCGAGGCCUUCGUGCGCACCGGCAAGAGCUUUGACGAGCUCGAGCGCGACAUGCUCGGCGGGCAGAAGCUGCAGGGCAUCCACACGGCCAAGGACGUGCACAUCUUCCUGCAGGCGCGCAACCGCAUCGGCGCGUAUCCGCUGUUUGACAAGGUUUUCCAUAUCUGCUGGGAGGGCAUGGACGUCAACACGCUCACUGACGGCCUGUAG